UUUUUUAUAAUGUCGUCAAAGAACAUUUUUGAUUUUUCACUAUUUUAAAGGUUCUUCCUUUCACCCAAAAUCGGGAGAAAAAUCCUAAACUCCAGCCUUCCGUAAUUAAUGAUCAUCUUCUCUUUUAUCACACGCACACACUCUUCUUUUGGUUUAGCUUAGCACAAUAAGAAGAUUUGGUUUUUUUGCUUUUUAUAGAUUCUUCUGGAGAUAGUGAGAGAGAGAGAGAUGGGGAGAUUGUUCUUGGUGAAUUUGGAAGGUAAGUCUUACAGUUGUAAGCACUGCAAGACCAAUCUUGGCCUCUACGAUGAUGUCGUCUCUAAGUCAUUUCAAUCCCGGCAUGGGAAAGCUUACCUCUUCAGUAAGGUGGUGAAUGUGUAUGCUGGGAAGAAGGAAGAUAGGAUGAUGAUGACGGGAAUGCACACCGUGGUCGAUAUUUACUGUGUCAAAUGCGGCUCUUAUGUUGGAUGGAGAUAUGAAUUUGCUUUUGAGAAGAAUCAAAAGUACAAGGAAGGAAAAUCAGUUCUCGAGAGGUACAAGGUUUGGGGUCCAGAUGGGAACAACUAUUGGGUGGCUCAAGAAGUUGAAGCCGGAGAAAGCGAGUCUGAUGAUGCUUGAUCUCAUAAUUUUUAUCUGAUUUGUACAUUCUCUCCUACUCUUUCGUCUCUUCUCUAUUCUUUUUUAAUGUUUUUAAUUCUCAUUUUGUAAACCAUCCAUCUUACAUUAGGACAGCUUCAGAGAUCAAUUGUUUGGUCUUGCUGCAACUACUUCGGACAGAUACAGUUAAAAAUCUCUAGGUUUUAGUUUGUUUCCAAGUUCUUUACUACAAGAACAGAGCUUGACAGGGUUGC
Capsella rubella is the source of this 851-nucleotide messenger RNA. RefSeq names its product protein yippee-like At3g11230. The transcript is spliced from 5 exons. The record is from RefSeq and is a predicted model, not a curated record. Bases 229 to 618 code for a protein of 129 amino acids. Gene Ontology annotation, cellular component: ubiquitin ligase complex. Lineage: Eukaryota; Viridiplantae; Streptophyta; Magnoliopsida; Brassicales; Brassicaceae.